This is a messenger RNA of Manis javanica (Malayan pangolin), 3357 nucleotides long. Lineage: Eukaryota; Metazoa; Chordata; Mammalia; Pholidota; Manidae. The record is from RefSeq and is a predicted model, not a curated record.
UGCCCUGUCCAACCCAAUGUUAAUAAGCGCUCGCUACGAGCCAGGCACUGGGCCUGGCGGCUCGGGCGAGUCCCGGUUCAUCAAACAGCAGCCGCUGCACGUGAGAAAUGUGAGCAGCGGGGGGACGUUCGUCCCCAAGGAGCGCGGCCCAGCCCGGCCCGCGGGGUCAGCGGCGGGCAGCCGGCCGGGGCGCGGGGCCAGCGCGGCUGCCGCGGGGCCGGGAGGCCGAAGCCGCCGAGUCAGGGCGCGCUCCCCGCCCGGGUGCCUGACCACCCGGAACCCCGCGGGCUCGCGCGUCCAGUCUCCCGCAGGCGGCGCGGCCUCCGCAUCACCCCGAGGGCGUCCGGGCCGGGGCCCCUGGUUGGCCGGAAAGAUCUCGCGGAACGCCUGCGUGUCGCCUGUCACCGGCCCCAUCAGCCCCUCCAGCCAGAGUCCGGGGAUGGCGAGGCGGGAAGGCGCCCGCCUGUGCGGCCGUCUGGCUGUGCUCGCCCUUCUUCCCUCGGUGAUCCUGGCGCAGUACGAGAGCUGGCCCCACUAUCCCGAGUACUUCCAGCAGCCUGCCCCCGACUACAGCCGGCCUCGGGCGCCCUCCGACGUCGCCAAGAUCCAGCUGCGCCUGGCGGGGCCGAAGAGGAAGCACAGCGAGGGGCGAGUGGAGGUGUACUACAAGGGCGAGUGGGGGACCGUGUGCGACGACGACUUCUCCAUCCACGCCGCGCACGUCGUCUGCCGGGAGCUGGGCUACGUGGAGGCCAAGUCCUGGACCGCCAGCUCCUCCUACGGCAAAGGGGAAGGGCCCAUCUGGUUGGACAAUGUCCACUGCACUGGCAAAGAGGCGACCCUUGCAGCCUGCUCCUCCAACGGCUGGGGUGUCACCGACUGCAAGCACUCAGAAGACGUGGGUGUGGUGUGCAGUGACAAAAGGAUUCCUGGGUUCAAAUUUGACAAUUCGUUGGUCAACCACAUAGAGAACCUGAACAUCCAGGUGGAGGACAUCCGGGUCCGAGCCAUCCUCUCUGCCUACCGCAAGCGCGCCCCCGUGACGGAGGGCUACGUGGAGGUGAAGGACGGCAAGACCUGGAAGCAGAUCUGUGACAAGCACUGGACAGCCAAGAACUCCCGCGUGGUCUGUGGCAUGUUCGGCUUCCCUGGGGAGAAGACGUAUAACACCAAAGUGUACAAACAGACCCCAAGGGAGGGUCAGGGUGGAGUGAGGGAAGGCGGUGGCCGCAGUGAGGCGCAGCUGCCGGCCCCCGGAAGCCCACCCCUCCCAGCCGACAGCCAGCUCGGGGACCUGUGGGCUGAACAAGGACACACUGGGCCGGGCAAGGGGAUAGGACCCAUCCACCUCAACGAAAUUGAGUGCGCCGGGAAUGAGAAGUCCCUCAUAGACUGCAAAUUCAAUGCCGAGUCUCAGGGCUGCAACCACGAGGAAGAUGCUGGUGUGAGGUGUAACAUCCCUGCCAUGGGCUUCCAGAAAAAGCUGCGCCUGAACGGGGGCCGAAACCCCUACGAGGGCCGGGUGGAGGUGCUGGUGGAGAGGAACGGGUCCCUCGUGUGGGGGACCGUGUGUGGCGAGAACUGGGGCAUUGUGGAGGCCAUGGUGGUCUGCCGGCAGCUGGGCCUGGGGUUCGCCAGCAACGCCUUCCAGGAGACCUGGUAUUGGCAUGGGAACAUCUUCACCAACAAAGUGGUCUUGAGUGGCGUGAAGUGCUCGGGAACGGAGCUGUCCCUGGCACACUGCCGGCACGACGGGGAGGACGUGGCCUGUCCCCAGGGCGCGGUGCAGUACGGGGCCGGAGUCGCCUGCUCAGAAACUGCCCCUGACCUGGUUCUCAAUGCGGAGAUCGUCCAGCAGAGCACCUACCUGGAGGACCGGCCCAUGUUCAUGCUGCAGUGCGCCAUGGAGGAGAACUGCCUCUCGGCCUCAGCAGCCCAGACUAACCCCACCACGGGCUAUCGGCGCCUCCUGCGCUUCUCCUCCCAGAUCCACAACAACGGCCAGUCCGACUUCCGGCCCAAGAAUGGCCGCCAUGCGUGGAUCUGGCAUGACUGCCAUAGGCACUACCACAGCAUGGAAGUGUUCACCCACUAUGACCUCCUGAACCUCAACGGUACCAAGGUGGCAGAGGGCCACAAAGCCAGCUUCUGCUUGGAGGACACGGAAUGCGAAGGAGACAUCCAGAAGAAUUACGAGUGUGCCAACUUCGGCGAGCAGGGCAUCACCAUGGGCUGCUGGGACAUGUACCGUCAUGACAUCGACUGCCAGUGGGUGGACAUCACUGAUGUGCCCCCUGGGGACUACCUGUUCCAGGUGGUCAUUAACCCCAACUACGAGGUCGCAGAGUCAGACUACACCAACAACAUCAUGAAGUGCAGGACCCGGUACGACGGCCACCGCAUCUGGAUGUACAACUGCCACGUAGGUGGUUCCUUCAGUGAAGAGACGGAAAAAAAGUUUGAACACUUCAGUGGACUCAUAAAUAACCAGCUCUCCACGCGGUAAAGCAGCCCGGUCACCUGCCUCCGGGCCACCGCUCGUCUUCCCAACAGCUGCAGCCUGACCGAUGCCACACUCCCGCUCGCCCAGCCCAGUCUGCACCAGCUCAACCCCCCGCCGCCGCGCCCCAGCUCAGGAGAGGGGGAUUCCCGCCAUUUGCUGGGGGCGGCUCCCCGAUGUUUGAGGCCUGGGAAGGCCCCUGGGGAUGGGCUUGUCGGCAGGGCUGUGGGAGCAGCACCAAGAGCCUUCUUGUCCGGGACACGCAGGUCAUCUAUCCUCAGCUGGUCCCAUCCAUACCAAGCUCCGCCCCGAGUCUGACCCCACCUUGCUCAGCUCACCACAGAUGAUUCAGGGCCAUUCCCUCCCUCCGUUAAACGUGGGUGGUGUGAGCUGAUCAACCCCAGGUGGUCAGGCUGAAUCCCCUUUCUCCUCUUACAUGGUUUCCAGCCAACUUGAACAUCCAGACCUCUCCCCCAAUUAAACAAACUGCCUCCAUCAUAGUCACAUAUGCUGCCGUGCACUCCGAUUAGAUGAGCUCAGAGUUGGGGCGCCUCCCCCUCCCUCACCCCUAAGUCCUCUUACUUUUUAAGAUUCCGUUAUUAUAUUUUCACGACUUUGAAACAAAAAGCGAUUUAGUGGCAUUUAAUAUUGAGCAUCUAGGCCUUGGAAGGUAUAGCUCAAAAUAAAGCGCCAGCCCACCUGUGUAAGUGACUCAUCGUACUGCUCCAGCUCUGGGCAACUGACCGGCCCAGCGGCGCUAUCAGCAGGGUCCUGGCUGAUGGGGACAUUCACUGAAUGCCAGGUGUCAUCACAGACACUUACACAUACUUGAAACUUUGAAUAAAAGGUCCAUGAUA